AAGUUAGCCAACAGUUUUUGGACAGGCGAUUGCCUUGCUUGCUAGUAUCCUGAGAAGGAAAGCUCUGAGAUUUUGCAAGGACUGGAUGCGGAAGGAGGAUAUGAGGCAAGCUGGACAACUAAUGCUAAUUGUAAGCUCUGCUGGGAUCCAACUGUGGAAAACAUUUCACUGUGAGCACAAUUAUCAAGCUAACAUUAGCUAAUGACUGGCAACUAACAUCCACCUAGCUAGCGAUCAGCGGUUAAGCUGUUGUAGGCUGGAGGUACAUUUAACGUUCCCAGCUAACGAUGGGGACAUAAACGUUACCCAGGUUCAAAUAAUGCUGGUAUAUGCGGCCUAGCAUUAGCCGGUAACUAGCGUCAAUAGUAGUGUCUAAUGAUGUUUAGCUAAUGUUUGUCAGCCAGUUUGCAGUAAUGAACUGCUGCUGUCGAUUAUGUUUUUAUAUUUACCGAGGUGAUUGAAAGCGGUGCUGGUUAAGCAGGUCGAAUUGUACUGAUCAUAAAUGCAUAUUCGUUAGCUAGGCUAAAUUGUCUGCUAGCUUGCUAAUGUCAAUCAGAAAACUUGAUCUAGCUGGCACAGUAAUGGCCUUGAAAUGAGAAUAGUGUGUGUUAGCUCUGUCAUCCUGUCUGAAAUCUGAUAGAUAUAUCAACUAUGUAAUGUACAUCAAUUUAAAAGCUUUACACUCAUUUUAAUCAUUGUAACGUGAGUGUGUGCCAAUUUAAGUCAUUCUUACCUGUGCUUUUAGUGAUCAGUCAAAAAUUAUCCAACUCAUCGUUAGUAGCUGGUCAAAUGAUUAUUACUGUGUGAUCUAGGUUAGAAGUUAUGAAUGGUAAAUGAUUUUGACUCAACACAAUUAUAGUCUCAUUUAUCUUGUGAUCUUGUGCUAAAUUAAUUCAAGAUCAGCUGUAAAUCAAGAGGAAACUAUAUAGUUUCAUAAUCAUCAUGUGGAAUUUAAGGAAGUACUAAAGAUACAACUAGAAACUAACUAGAAAAGACACUUUAAGGUACUUUUCUCCAUAAUUUAUAUGUACAUCUGGACAGCUGACAGAUUUAUAAUACAUUUAAACUUAUUUUGUGAUUUACAGUGUAAUUUCAUGAAUGGAUUAUUGCUCAGCCCCCUCCCCAUUUAAUGCAAUGUUUAAUAUGUAGCUACAUAUGAGAAACAAAUCAGUUUUGAUCUUUCUUACAGAUGAAUGUUUUUUCAUACAUUCAGUGGGUUACCAAUGUGCCAAAAAGUCACCUUCUUGAUUACCAAACAAGGAUUAGGCUAGAGUGUGGCAACGUUGGUGCAGGGAGAGAGCACAUACUGGCACAAGAAUAUGCAAGGACUCUUAACCUCAACUGAGGUGUGCAUAUCCAAGACACAGAACUAUUGUCCUUAAUGACACAGUCUUGGUUAACCUGCCAUCCCCAAUGGAAGUGCCAUCGUAGACACAAGCUACUGUGGCUCGAACUGCUGCACAGUUUUAUGAGCUACAGCCUCGGAGGAAGCAUUUCAGCUUUUGGUUGAACUUGAAGGUGAAGAUGGGUUCCCAAGCUCUUCAGAUAUUGCGGCAGGGUGUGUGGGCUUCACUCACAGGAGGCUGGUAUGUGGACCCACAUCAGAGCACGUUCUCCAACUGCUUCCACCUCUACCUUUGGAUAUUUCUCCUGGCCUUCCCCUUUCUACUCUACAUGGCUCUUCCUCCUAGCUUGGUGGUUGCAGGCGUGUACUCUGCUGUAGUGGCAGUCUUUUUCACAGCCAUUAAGGUGGUGAACUAUCGGCUUCAUACUAUGUUCGACCUUGGGGAGAUUGUAGAGAAGAAGCAGGCCUCACUCACAGCCGUUGCUGCAAAGACUGACGAACGAGAUGAAGGUUCAGGUGCCCAUGAUGGGACUCAGCACAGGGAUAGUCAUGUUGGUGUAGAGAUGACUGUGUUUCGGAAGGUCAACUCAACACCCCCGGUGCGCUGUAGCUCCCAGCACUCUCUGUUUGGAUUGAACCAGGUGUCGGAGUUCUUGCCCCAGCUGGAGGAUACAGGAGGCACUAAGGAUAUCAAAGAGCUAAUGCGGGAACAAGGAAACAAUAAUGUGAUUGUUAGGUCAGCUCACCGGGAGAUCCUACGCCAGAGGUCCCAGGACACCAUUAGGGCUCCCAGUGUGGUACAGUCCUGCAUUGCUGCUGCUCUGGGAGGAGAUUUCCCCCGUCUCAUGGGAGUAUCUGGAAUGACAGCUGGAUUUGGAGAACCUGAAGACUGCUUGUCUAUCCCCCCUUCACCCUCCAGUCAAGAAGAUGGAGGCGAGAAAGAACAGUUCCAGGAAGUGGAGGAGUUACCAGAAAAACUUUCUCAACAGAAUCCUGAGGACAAUGGGUUGGGGGCCUAUUCUCCCCUUGGCCCCUCUGCUGAAUCUGAGAGCUUGGGGGAUACUCCUCUUAGCCCCCUAAUAAAGAGCAGCUUAAGUGAGGAGCUGAGUGAAAAUCUCCUUGGUUUGGGCCUUGACCCUGUGGCUUUUGCACCUGGGACUGCGCACCCAGGCAGCCGCAGUGGGGUAGCACUAGCUGCCGGAUCUACGGACAGCUGUUUCAGUGCAGGUGGAGCCACCACAGACCGUGAGACGCUGAGCACGGUUAGCAGUUACCGCAGUGAAAAAACUGAUUCCACUCAGCUGGAAAGUCCUUCAUUCAGCCAGCCCCGGCCUGCAGAUGGACAGGCUUCUGCCUCAGCAUCACUGAUAGGCUCCAACAUCCCCAAGCCCUCAGAGGAUCCAGCAGGGCAGGGUGGCAGUGAUACUGACAACCUGUCAGACAGUGUGCUACUGCGCUCCCCUUCCAAAGAAUUCUCCCUCAGCCAGGGCCUAGACAGGACACUUGUUGAAGGAGAGGAUUUGUCCCCCGUACUCUGUGAUAUUGCACAGCCCCGUCCUCUCCAGAACUCUUCCCCUUCAAGUAGUGGCCACUCAGAGGUUUGCGAUUUAGACAGAAAUGUACCAGUUCCUCCUCUACCCCCACCUCGGCAGGCCAAUUCAGUGCCCUCAGGGCUGGCCCUGGGUCUUGUGUGUUCUGAGCCUGCUUUGCCCAUAUCCUCUACCCCCUUUUUACUCUCUGACCAGCAUGCGCUGCAAGCCCAGCAGGUUGUGCGCCCUAAAGACUUAAAGCUGCUGCGGGCCAGCGGCAGUAGUGUAGGACACCGGCCAGGCCGAAGGAAAGCUCCACGAAGGCGAGCUGGAGCAGGAAGCAGUAGUUUUGACUGUGGCUCUUACAGGCGUCACCACAAUCAUAGACAGCACAGAGAUUACAUCCCUGUGCGCAGCCGACUGGGUGCCAAGGCUUACAGUGAAAGUUUGUUUGAGGAUUCCAGCGACGAGGACGAUGGCAGUGACAUGAGCGCUGGUUCUAGCCUGGGCUCUCAGCGCAGAUACAGCUCGGAUGAUGAUGACGACGACGAUGAUGACUCAAGUUCCUCUACCUCCUGCUAUUCCCCGGACCUCGCUAACACUGGUAUUACAUCCCCGCUUCCCCCUGCUGCUCAACUGCCCACUCCAAGGGAAGGGGAUUUACCUGAAACUGCUGGCCCCUCACAUUCUCGUGCUGCUCAGCGCUCUUCUAGCACUGCUAGUGCUAAGACUCAUGCAAGAGUGCUAAGUAUGGAUGGGGCAGGUGGAGGCCAGAGCAACACAGCGGCUUUGCCUUCUACUCUGCUUACCAUGCCCUCCACCUCCACCCCUGCACCUCGCACUCUCACCAUCUCAAAGUCUGAUCUGGAAGCCCGCACCAUGCAUACUGAAGGCUUCCCUGGAACUCAUCAUCAUCGGCUGGAUUCUCUUGGAGGCUCUUGGACUGGCAACCAGAUGGGCUGGAGGGCAGAAGAGCUGGUUGAAGAGGGAGCUGUGGGAGGAGCCUUGGCUUCAGAGGAUGGGGACAAACACGACUCAGUCAGCAGUGUUAAGAGGACCCAGGCCAUCCGCAGGAGACACAAUGCUGGGAGCAACCCUACACCGCCCCCUUCCACCAUGGGAUCCCCUCCCAGCCUUCAGGACCUCCAGCGGGCUCGGACCUCCUCUCAUUCGCGGACCCGCACACUUCCCUCAGCCUUACAGUUUGCCUCCUCACUCCUACUGCCCCGCAGUGGCAUCCAUGAGGCCUCCACCUUCGACGACACAUCAGAGGGGGCAGUGCACUAUUUCUACGAUGAGAGUGGAGUAAAGAGGUCCUACACGUUUGGACCUGGUGGAGGUGGUUAUGAGGAUCCAGUUCAGGAAAGGGAAAGGGAAAGGGAAAGAGAAAGGGAAAGGCAGUCCCAGUCGUCGAGCUUCACCUCCACUGAGGUCCAGGAAGGGGCCCCAGUCCUGUCCAUGCUUCAGCCGAGACCUGUGGUUCUACAGGGCAUGCAGGUGCGCAGGGUGCCUCUGGAAAUGCCUGAGUUUGAUCUGGAUCAUGAGUCUCUACAAGAGUCCCAGGAAAACACGCUGAUGAUUGAGGAGAAAGCCAAACCCAAACAGUACUAUCGUUUUUGGGUUCUUCCCGGAAAGUGGCUGAGGGUUCGAUAUGAUCGACUGGCUCUUCUGGCCUUAUUGGACAGGAACCGCCGUGUGGGAGAGAACGUGUUUGCUGUGGUGCUGGCCAGUCUGGUGGCCUUCCUGGGGUUCCUACUGCUGCUCCAGGGCUUUUUCAGGGACAUCUGGGUUUUCCAGUUCUGCCUAGUCAUUGCUAGCUGCCAGUACUCUUUACUGAAGAGUGUGCAACCAGAUGCAGCUUCUCCCAUGCACGGCCAUAACUGGAUCAUUGUGUACAGUCGGCCGGUCUACUUCUGCUUGUGCUGUGUGAUGAUCUGGAUCUUUGACCUAUCUGGACGCUCUGGCAGCCUGCAACCCUUCUCUCUCUAUGGUGUCACCUUCUUCUCUGCACAUUUCCUGCUCUUUAUCAGGGAUAUGCUCAUUGUGUUUGCCUUGUGUUUCCCGGUCAUUUUCCUGUUUGGGUUGCUACCUCAGGUCAACACUUUUGUGAUGUGUCUGCUGGAGCAGAUCGACAUGCACAUUUUUGGUGGAACUGCUACUACCAGCCCCCUCUCAUCUCUGUUCAGCCUCAUACGCAGCGUGUUGGUGGCUGCUCUGCUGUAUGGAUUUUGCCUCGGUGCUAUCAAUGUAGGUGGAACAGAGACACACUACCCCGUAUUUUCGCCAUGUAUGUUACUGUUUGUGUCUUAAUCCUACCACCUUGUCCUAAAAAUGCAGUACUCGGACCCCACAAUCCUCUGGUCACUGGUCCGGUCUAAAUUAUUCCCAGAGUUGGAGAACAGGACACCAGAAGAACCCCCUGUGGAGAUCAAGGACCCUCUUCCUGAGAAGCUGCGUAACUCUGUGAAAGAGAUUCUUCAUUCAGACCUCGUCAUGUGUCCCCUCAUGGCUGUGAUUACCUUCGCCAUCAGUGCCAGCACCGUUUUCAUCGCUCUUCAACCUGCUCUUAGCUUAGUGUUGUACAUCCUGGCCGGAGUUGUAGGUUUCAUUACACAUUAUCUCCUGCCUCAGCUCCGCAAGCAGCUGCCAUGGUUCUGCCUGGCUCACCCUGUGCUCCGCUCCAGAGAGUACAGUCAGUUUGAAGUCCGAGAUGCUGCUCAAUUGAUGUGGUUUGAGAAGCUGUAUGCGUGGCUUCAGUGUGUGGAGAAAUAUUUCAUCUAUCCGGCUGUGGUGCUUAACUCCCUAACGACAGAAGCUCGAACUGUGGGCCAGAACCAUAAAGAGCUGGACAUCUACAGCCGAGCUCUCUUCAUUUCAGUAGCAGGCAUGAAGUUGCUGCGUACGUCCUUCUGUGCCCCGUCGCAGCAGUACGUCACGCUGUGCUUCACCACACUCUUCUUCCACUUUGACUAUCCACACUUCUCAGAGACCUUCCUAAUCGACUACUACUUCAUGUCCAUUCUCUUCAGCAAGAUGUGGGAUCUGCUGUACAAGCUGCGCUUUGUGUUGACUUACAUUGCACCCUGGCAGAUCACCUGGGGCUCAGCCUUCCACGCCUUCGCUCAACCCUUUGCUGUGCCCCACUCGGCUGUGCUUUUUGUUCAGGCCAUCUUUUCUGCUAUCUUUUCCACCCCUCUCAAUCCUGUCCUGGGCAGUGCCGUGUUUGUCACCUCGUACACCAGACCUGUAAAAUUCUGGGAGAGAGACUACAACACCAAGCGCGUCGAUCAUUCCAACACCAGACUUGCCACUCAGUUAGACCGCAACCCAGGUGCUGAUGACAACAAUCUGAACUCUAUUUUCUACGAGCACCUGACGCGCUCUCUGCAGCACAGCCUGUGUGGAGACCUGCUGCUCGGCCGCUGGGGCAACUACACCACAGGCGACUGUUUCAUCCUUGCCUCCGACUACCUCAACGCUCUGGUGCACAUCAUCGAGAUCGGCAACGGCCUGGUCACCUUCCAGCUGAGGGGUCUCGAGUUCAGAGGUACCUACUGUCAGCAGAGGGAGGUCGAGGCCAUCACAGAGGGGGUGGAAGAGGAUGAGGGCUGCUGUUGCUGUGAACCUGGUCACCUUCCCCACAUGUUGUCAUUCAAUGCUGCCUUUGGACAGCGCUGGCUGGCCUGGGAGGUGGCCGCCACCAAGUACGUACUAGAGGGCUACAGCAUCAGUGACAACAAUGCAGCCUCCAUGUUGCAAGUAUUUGACCUUCGUAAGAUCCUCAUCACAUACUAUGUCAAGAGCAUCAUCUACUAUGUGAGUCGAUCUUCUAAGAUGGAGGAGUGGCUGACUAAUGAGACAAUUCAGGAGGCUCUACGGCCUUGUCUCGGGCCUAACUACGUAGACAGUGACCCCACCUUCAACCUGAACAUCGAUGAGGACUAUGACCACAGGGCCUCCGGCAUUACCCCCUCCUCAUUCUGCAUGGUUUACCUAGACUGGAUUCAGUAUUGCAACAGCAGGCGUCAAACGCCGGUGGCUUGUGAAAGAGAUUCUCCACUUGUCACCCUCUGUUUUGGGCUGUGUAUCCUGGGAAGACGAGCUCUGGGAACCGCCUCCCACAGCAUGUCUGCAAGCUUGGAGCCAUUUCUCUAUGGCCUCCAUGCACUCUUCAAGGGAGACUUUCGCAUCACGUCUCCCAGGGAUGAAUGGGUGUUUGCAGAUAUGGACCUGCUGAACAGAGUUGUGGCACCAGGAGUGCGGAUGUCCCUCAAAUUACAUCAGGACCACUUCACAUCUCCAGAUGAGUAUGAGGAUCCUAUGGUUCUGUAUGACGCCAUCACUGCCAAUGAGGAGAAGAUGUUGAUAUCUCACGAGGGUGACCCCGUGUGGCGCAGCGCCAUUCUAGCAAACAUGCCUUCACUGCUGGCACUGCGCCACAUCAUGGAUGACGGCAGCGACGAGUACAAGAUCAUCAUGCUUAACAAGAGGUUCCUCAGCUUCAGAGUCAUCAAGGUGAACAGAGAGUGUGUGCGUGGGCUGUGGGCGGGCCAACAGCAGGAGCUGGUUUUCCUGCGCAACCGUAACCCAGAGCGUGGUAGCAUUCAAAACGCCAAGCAGGCCCUGAGAAAUAUGAUUAACUCCUCAUGCGACCAGCCGAUCGGCUACCCCAUCUACGUGUCCCCCCUCACCACCUCAUACGCCGGGGGGCACAGCCAGCUCCGGUCAGUGUGGGGAGGCCCUGUCAGCCCACACAACAUUUACACCUGGCUCAUCAGUAGCUGGGACAGGUUACAGAAAGGCUGUGGUGCUGGCUGCAACAGCGGAGGAAACAUCGAGGACUCAGACUGUGGAGGCGGCUCCACCUCCAUCUCCACCAACCCAGCCGUUCACACCACCCAGAGUACACCCGCCUCCAGCCUUCCCCAGCCGCACAUCACCACUGUCCAGCCCUUCAUGGGUACAGACAACCCCGUAGGUCCAACCCAGAGCUGGCCUCACCACCCCCAACCUCUCCCAUUAGCUCUGCUUAGCCAAUCAGAGGGCAGGAUGGAAGCAGGACUGCUCACAACCCUUCAGCGGACAUCCUCCAUCCAGGGGCUCCUGUGCCAGCAGCUGUCCAGCUCCCAGCUUUCCUUUAGCAGCUCUGUGGCUCCUCCUUCUCUGCAAGGCCCAGAGCGCUUCUGCCCAGCGAGCCUCCUGGAGAACUCGGGGCACAGAGCAGGCCAGCGGGCUGGCCUCGGCCAGGGAGGCGGACUACACUAUGAGAGCCACUUUGGCAAGUGGAGUUUUUCAGGCAGGAAGGGCUUUAACGGAACAGCUGCAGUGGAGGGGGAAGGAAUAACAGUACAGACCAUACGCACACAGCCUACUCCUGCACCCCUACAAGAGGCCAUUCUGACACAAGAUCCUCUGGGAGCCACUCAGACGAUGGAUCCCACUCUGCUGACUGCAGGGGACCCCCCCCGAGAGGAAUCCACAGAGCUGCCUUUACUUGAGCACCUGCGCUGAGUCUGCACUGGGAGACCCCGAGUGACAUGCUCGGCAGUGAAAGCACACCGCGGUCGAAUCUGGACUGGGCCUGGCCCGUCCAGACCAGACUCAUUCCACCUUCUGGACUCAUUCCAUCAACCUUAACCUCUUACAGCCCACUGCAAUACUGGACGGAUUUGGUUAUUUACACAUCACCCCUCUCCUUCUCCGCCAAAGGAGUUAAACAUCUGAUAGCAUGCUGAACUGAUGCACGUCAGAUCAUGAAAUGAUUUCAGCCAACCUGGUUUUUCCAAAGUCAGCUUUCAUCAUGACUUGGGAUGAUAUACUCGUUCUUAUCUUUGUUUUCUGACAAAGGCAGGUGUCUCUAUGGACAACCUUUUGGUUGUAACAGUAGUGACAGGCCAGAAAGGCCAGUGCAAUUAUAAGGGAUGUUUUGCUUGAGGAUUUAUUAUUUUUCUAUACUGGAGAAUAGGGGAUCGCCUCAGACUUUGGCAUCUGCAGCAGCAGUUUUUAUUUGCAUAACCAAUGAAAAAAAAAUUUAAAAAAAAUAGCUCCUACAGUAUGUUGCUGUAUGUGCAGGUGAAGGAUAUAUGGAAACCAUGAUAAGCCUUGUUUUGUUUUUCCCCAUUUUACCAACCUCACCGGACCUACAGUUGCGCGUCAAACAAUAUUUAACAGUAUAUUGACCAAUUUCAGGAGCCUCCCCUUCUACUCCUUCCCUGCACAUUAUACAUAUUCAAAAAGGAAAAAAAACACACCCCACCAAAAUGUCAUCUUUGUCCUCUGGCCUAUUUCCUACAGAGGUGCCUGACAACAUCAACACUCAACAGUUCUGUCUUGAAGCAAGUAUCAGGGGGGUGGGGGGGAUGCCCCUUCCAUCCCAGCCAACACGUGGUGCUUUAACUGCUAGUUUACAGUCUAUUUAGGCCUGGAAACAAGUCCUGAAUCUGACUAGCAACACAGUGAUGUGGGUUGACUUCAGACAGAGCUGGUGUCCAUUGAUCAGGAUCAAGCAGAGGGUGAUUCCAAUCUCUGAAAAUUGUGUUGAUCACAGACCUACAAACUGGAAGUGUUAGGAACUUAAAGCCUUUUUGAUUGGGUGGAAUGUCUUUUUUUCUUACUUGAAGAAUAGGUGCACCAAGUUUGUUUUCUUUGGAUGACCGAUCAAUGACACCCUCUCUGAUCAGAUCCACUCAGCUCAUGACUUUCUCAAAUAAAGGGACCCAGGCUGCUUUGUGUGGGGAGCUCUGUUUUCUUUGCCUGCAGUAUGGCCCCUCCCGUUACUAUACUACUGCUUCUGCAUCUCCUGCUACUACUAAUAUACCCACUACUACUGCUGUUUCUACAUUCAAAUCCAGCGUUUUAGUUGGAAAUAAACAAAGUUGAAUAAAUACUGAAAGCAAA
Molecule: messenger RNA, 9771 nt
Organism: Perca fluviatilis (European perch)
Lineage: Eukaryota; Metazoa; Chordata; Actinopteri; Perciformes; Percidae
Product: pecanex-like protein 1
Cellular component (GO): membrane
Source: RefSeq, a predicted model, not a curated record